AUGAAUUCCUCGUCCACGUCGUCCUCCCCCUCGCGCACCUCGCGCAAAGCGGCCAGCCUUUCUCAAGUCUACUACUCCAACGCUGUCUAUUUUCCCAACCAAAAGAUCUACAAUGGAGACACGCCGGGUUCCAUGAACUAUAACUGCAUAAGCACUGUCUACUACUGCUUUGCGAACGUUGCAACGGACGGGGCCGUCUUCCUGAGCGAUGAGUAUGCUGAUGCUCGGGCGCCUUGUGAUGGUGUAUCAGGUGGCCUUGGAUCCUUGAUGCACCUCAAACAGAAGCACCCUCAUCUGCAGGUCAUCCUCUCCGUUGGGGGUGGCCAGUCGAGCCAAAUCUUCCCCACGGUAGCUGCCAACGCAAUGCUGCGCGACAACUUUGCGAGAUCUUGUCGAGGUCUGGUCGAGGCUUCUGGUCUGGACGGCAUUGACAUCGUAUGGAGAUGUCCCCAGGACGCCGUUCAAGGCACCAAUUUCCUCGCACUCUUGGCUGCAGUUCGCGCGUACCUUCCCGUGGAGCAGUACCUCCUCACGACGGCAUUACCCGCUGUCCGGUCUGUCCUUGGCACGAUCGACCUUCGUCGGGCCGCAGAGUACCUCGACCUGCUCAACCUGAUGGCCUAUGAUCUGUACGGCCCGUGGAAGCCCAAGUCAGGUCACCAUGCACAGCUGUAUCUAGCCUCGGGCGAGAAAGACGAGAGCUGCACCGGCUCUUAUGCUGUGUCUUACCUCCUCUCCCAGGGCUUCCCAGCUAAGAAGAUCCUCUUCGGGAUUCCCGUGUUUGGCCGGCACUUCCCGGGCGUUACCGGCCCGGGCCACAGAUUUGGCAGGCCGAGUGGUGAUGGCACUGUUGACUACGCCCAGCUCCCGCGCAAGGGGACCAAGGAGAUUGUGGACAGGAGGGCGUGUGCAGCAUUCUGUGUGGGCGGAGACAGCAACGGCAGCGGGUUCAUCACGUACGAUAAUCCGGAGACGGUGAAGGCCAAGGCAGCUUUCGUGAAGCAGAAAGGUCUGGGGGGGCUUUUUUACUGGACCGGACCGGCAGAUGCAAAGGACAGCAAGCGCAGUCUGAUCGCCGCCGGAUUCAAGGCGCUGCAUAGCUGCUAA
This is a messenger RNA of Cryphonectria parasitica EP155, 1107 nucleotides long. RefSeq names its product family 18 glycoside hydrolase. The transcript is spliced from 4 exons. Gene Ontology annotation, molecular function: chitin binding; chitinase activity. The record is from RefSeq and is a predicted model, not a curated record. The coding region runs from base 1 to 1107 and encodes 368 amino acids. Gene Ontology annotation, cellular component: extracellular region. Gene Ontology annotation, biological process: chitin catabolic process; carbohydrate metabolic process. NCBI's taxonomy places the organism in Eukaryota, Fungi, Ascomycota, Sordariomycetes, Diaporthales, Cryphonectriaceae.